UAUCAGACAUUUAUUUUUGAUUCGAUAAUUUUCGCAAAAAAAAAUUCGACAUAAUUUUACUUUAUUUUAUUAUUAUUAUGAGAAUAAAUCCUACCACUUUUAGCCCUGGGGUUUCCGCGCGUGAAAAAAAAAACUCGGGGCGUAUCACUCAAAUCAUUGGUUCGGUACUGGAUGUAGCUUCCCCGGGCAAGAUGCCUAAUAUUUACAACGCUCUAGUCGUUAAGGGUCGAGAUACUGUCGGUCAACUAAUUCAUGUGACAUGUGAGGUCCAGCAAUUAUUAGGAAAUAGUCGAGUUAGAGCUGUGGCUAUGAAUGCUACAUAUGGGCUAAUGAGAGGAAUGGAAGUGAUUGACACGGGAGCUCCUCUAAGUGUUCUAGUCGGUGGAGCGUCUCUCGGACGAAUUUUCAACGUGCUUGGGGAGCCUGUUGAUAAUUUAGGGCCUGUUGACACUCGCACGACAUCCCCUAUUCAUAGAUCUGCGCCCGCCCUUAUCCAGUUAGAUACAAAAUUAUCUAUUUUUGAAACAGGAAUUAAGGUAGUAGAUCUUUUAGCUCCUUAUCGCCGUGGAGGAAAAAUUGGACUAUUCGGAGGUGCUGGAGUAGGUAAAACUGUACUCAUUAUGGAAUUGAUCAACAAUAUUGCUAAAGCUCAUGGGGGUGUAUCUGUCUUUGGCGGAGUGGGUGAACGUACUCGUGAAGGAAAUGAUCUUUACACGGAAAUGAAAGAAUCUGGAGUAAUUAAUGAACAAAAUAUUGCGGAAUCAAAAGUGUCUCUAGUCUACGGUCAAAUGAAUGAACCGCCGGGAGCUCGUAUGAGAGUUGGUUUGACUGCCCUAACUAUGGCAGAAUAUUUUCGAGAUGUUAAUGAACAAGACGUACUUCUAUUUAUCGACAAUAUCUUCCGUUUCGUCCAAGCAGGAUCUGAGGUAUCUGCCUUAUUGGGUAGAAUGCCUUCUGCUAUGGGUUAUCAACCCACCCUUAGUACCGAAAUGGGUUCUUUACAAGAAAGAAUAACUUCUACCAAGGAAGGGUCCAUAACUUCUAUUCAAGCAGUUUAUGUACCUGCAGACGAUUUGACUGACCCGGCUCCUGCCACGACAUUUGCACAUUUAGAUGCUACUACCGUACUAUCAAGAGGAUUGGCUGCCAAAGGUAUCUAUCCAGCAGCAGAUCCUUUAGAUUUAACGUCCACUAUGCUCCAACCUCGAAUCAUUGGUGAGGAGCAUUAUGAAACUGCGCAAAGAGUUAAGCAAACUUUACAACGUUACAAAGAACUCCAGGACAUUAUAGCUAUUCUUGGGUUGGAUGAAUUAUCCGAAGAAGACCGUUUAACCGUAGCAAGAGCACGAAAAAUUGAGCGUUUCUUAUCACAACCCUUUUUCGUAGCAGAAGUAUUUACCAGUUCUCCAGGGAAAUACGUUAGUUUAACAGAAACAAUUAAAGGGUUUCAAUUGAUCCUUUCCGGAGAAUUAGAUAGUCUUCCCGAACAGGCCUUUUAUUUGGUAGGUAACAUCGAUGAAGCUACCACGAAGGCUAUGAACUUAGAAAUGGAGAGCAAAUUGAAGAAAUGACCUUAAAUCUUUGUGUACUGACUCCUAAUCGAAUUGUUUGGGAUUCAGAAGUGAAAGAAAUCAUUUUAUCUACUAUAUCUACUAAAAGUGGCCAAAUUGGCGUAUUACCAAACCACGCCCCUAUUGCUGUAGCUGUAGAUAUAGGUAUUUUGAGAAUAUGUCUUAAUGACCAAUGGUUAACGAUGGCUCUGAUGGGUGGUUUUGCUAGAAUAGGCAAUAAUGAGAUCUCUAUUUUAGUAAAUGAUGCGGAGAAGGGUAGUGAUAUUGAUCCACAAGAAGCUCGGCAAACUCUUGAAAUAGCAGAAGCUAACUUGAGGAAAGCUGAAGGCAAGAGACAAACAAUUGAGGCAAAUCUAGCUCUUAGACGAGCUAGGACGCGCGUAGAGGCUAUCCAUUCGGUUUCGUAACUAGUUGGUUGGUGUGUUUGAAUAAUUGCGGUUCUGUUUAUACAUCUUAUUUUGAUUCGGCUGAUUGAAGACAAUCAAGUGGAAUCGGAUUCUGAUGCAACAAAAAAAAUGAAUUUAAAAAAAAAGAUGAAAUAGAAAGGAUACAAAAUCAAAGAGGAUGAGUAGAAAAAUUUAUUAGAUACCAGAGUCACUGGUAUCUAAUAAGUUCUACCUACUAUUGGAUUUGAACCAAUGACUUCUGCCGUAUGAAAGCAAUACUCUAACCGCUGAGUUAAGUAGGUCAUUUAUCAUCACAAAGAGAAACAAAUGGGAUCCACUCAUGGAUGGAUUAUAGAUGUAAUAUUACUUAUAAGCAAUACCAAUCAAACAGAUCAAAGAGCUAUGAUAUUGGAUCAUGGAAUAGUCAUCUUGACAAGAAAUUAUCUACCUGAUAAAAUGCGUAUCACAAGCAAAGGGCUAUAGCUCACUUAGGUAGAGCACCUCGUUUACACGUGCGCCAAUGUUUUUCAGGGGAGUCCGUCCAUCAUACAAUCAAAAGAAUUUAUCUUAUUGAAAAAUCGAUGUCUUACUCCAUGAUUUUGAGGGAAUAAGAGAACAAUAGCCCGACAAAUGGCUCAAAUAGUUCGGUCCGAUUUGAGUGUUCAUUUAAGCAUCAAAUAGAACCUAGUAUUGCUUUAUUGCUUUGAGAUAUUGAUAAGGUGAAUAGCCAGUUUAUUCAAUGUUAGGCAUAAACUGAGUAUAAGGAUCUCCAAAAAAAUCUCUUUUCAUCCUAUGAACUUUAAGGUGUAUGAAGUUUCAUAUUUGAUUCUUUAAGCAAAGCAAUAGAGACUCCAUUUAACUUAAGUUAAUCUAGGCCAGAGGCGGAGCAGACCUACGUCAAGAUAACCCCUCCUUGAAACACUUUGGUAGUGCUUCCAGAUCAGAAUCCAAAUAAUGAAUCAGAGCA
Malania oleifera is the source of this 2924-nucleotide messenger RNA. RefSeq names its product ATP synthase subunit beta, chloroplastic-like. Gene Ontology annotation, cellular component: chloroplast thylakoid membrane. Lineage: Eukaryota; Viridiplantae; Streptophyta; Magnoliopsida; Santalales; Ximeniaceae. The record is from RefSeq and is a predicted model, not a curated record. Gene Ontology annotation, biological process: proton motive force-driven mitochondrial ATP synthesis; proton transmembrane transport. Gene Ontology annotation, molecular function: ATP binding; ATP hydrolysis activity; proton-transporting ATP synthase activity, rotational mechanism.